Leptopilina heterotoma is the source of this 3330-nucleotide messenger RNA. RefSeq names its product proteoglycan Cow (gene Cow). Gene Ontology annotation, biological process: establishment of protein localization to extracellular region. The transcript is spliced from 10 exons. Gene Ontology annotation, molecular function: calcium ion binding; protein binding. Bases 441 to 1889 code for a protein of 482 amino acids. Lineage: Eukaryota; Metazoa; Arthropoda; Insecta; Hymenoptera; Figitidae. The record is from RefSeq and is a predicted model, not a curated record.
CUUGUGCUCACGCGCAGUUGUUACUCCUAAUAUGUUCACGGAACAUAGUAGUUGGUAGAGGAAAAUUCAACGAGCGACGUCCAUGUAAACAGGCUACAGUUGAAAGAGCCGAAACAGUGCCAGUACGUAGAUAUCAUUGCACACGCGCACGCAACGUGUGAAUAUAAUAAGCCAUCAUCGCGAUUUAUCAUCGCAAUCAACUUUUACCCCCCGGCGAAGCGGUCACACUUGAGCCGCCAAAUUUUACCGAAUUUUUUUUACUAACCCUAUUGGUGCUAAUUUUGCAAAAAAAAAAAAAGAAUUUAAUUGGAGAAAAGAGUUUUUAGGUACGAGGCGUCGCGCGUAGAGCGCCGCGUUUCGUACAAUCGAUACUAUCGUGUGUUCAGUGCCUCCUGACGGUGUGACAAUAAAAGUGAGGCAAAUAUACAAGAGGAAUAAAGAUGCGGUUGUCCUGGCUUCUUUUUACUGUCAUCGCUCUUUUAGUUGCAACAACAAUCGCAACAAAGACCAAGCGGAAAUUUGAUGGUGACUUCGAGUUUGCCGACGAGGAUGAUACACGAAUUGUAAAAUCAGGCGAUAAAAAGCGAUGGAUAUACGAUCCAAACAGUGAACUUUGUCGUCCGCUUAACUGCAAAAAGAAGGAAAUUUGUCUUUUGGCAGACUCGUUCACAGCAGUAUGUGUCUCCAAAAAGGAACUUCACAAAUCAGGGGAUGUAGUGAUUCCAAAGUCCCGAGUUCUUCAAGAACGAAGAAUGCGGACAGAAUCAUCAGAAGAUACAGAGGAUGAUGAUGCAUUUUUUGAUUCUGAAGAUGACGAAGAAGAAGAUCAAGAUGAAUCAAAGUGUCAAGAUUGUCCGGUUACGAAGCCUUCAUUCAUUUGCGGCAGUGACAAUCGAACCUACAGCUCGCUUUGUCGCAUAGAAUAUCAUAAUUGUAUACAUCACACAUAUGUUUACUUGGGUUGUAAAGGAUUCUGUCCAUGUAAAGAAUCCGUCCAUCCAUUGCCUUCGCACUUGAAAAAAAUGCAAAAACUGCAACUGCAGAAGCAAUCUUUACUUGGCAAGAUGAAUAGAGAUCGGGACAUCACUCUAACGCCACGGGAUUUUAACUAUGACAAUCAUCAUUACAAAUACCUCAAAUACUCAAAACGUGCCAAGGCACUAGCUUCAAUGAAACGUUACGACGACAAGCAGUUUACGAGUAACGAGAUUACGGAAAAGACAUCAUUACCACCUCUAAAACCAGCUUAUGAUAUGGACUUUACAAAAGAUGAAGAUUGCUCGCCCGCUUCUAAACCGGCAAUGGCCAAUCGUCUUUUGGAUUGGUUUUCUGUUUUAAUGACUGACGCAAAGCAACAUCGUCGUCCAUUUUCAAAACCAAAAGGUCAUUUUCCACCAGGAUGCCAGAGCGAAGUGAGGUGGAUGUUCGGUCAUUUAGAUUCUGACAGUAGUGGUCUAAUUUCACUUUCGGAACUUUACCAAUUAGAACACGAUCAAAACGAACCCUGUCUGAAACCGUUCUUUGAUUCGUGUGAUACAGAUGGGGACAUUUUUAUAAGUGGUCCGGAAUGGUGUGGAUGUUUUUCAAAAGCUGAGAGACCUUGCGCAGCAGUUCGUAAGCGACUUGCUCCAGACGUUGCGCCUACUUGUGAUUCUAGAGGAUAUUACAAAAAUGUUCAAUGUCAUCGGGGACUUGGUCUUUGUUGGUGCGUGGAUCUACACGGGGUUGAAUUCGCGGGCACAAGAGUUCAUGGCACUAAGCCAGAUUGUGAUGCAAUUGUAAACAAGAUGAAUAAUGGGGGACUCAAGACAAAUGGUGUAGAUUUAGAUGAUGAUGAGGAUGCGGCACAAGAUCUUGAAGGCUCAGCGGAUCAAACACUUGAUUUUUAGUUGCAUAUAAAAAGAAGUUUUGAUGCCAAGUACAGUAUAAUUGGACAAUUUUUUCAUUGACAAAUGCAGUAAAGCGAAUGUCUACCUAAAAGUGGCUGGCCUCGUAUUGUAUUGCUAUUAUAAUUGGAGGUGUCUUACAUUAUGUACAAUGCGCCUAAUGACAUCGAAUCGAUGAUUAUUACUAAACUUCUUUUCAACCUCAGUUGACAAUUUAUGCAAAAAACACUACUUUAAACAAGCUACUACUACUAUUGCUAGAUACUAUUUUCUUAUAUCUACAAAAACCCCACACACUGAAAGUUCGACAGUAUUAACCGCACGGUAAAAAUACUCAAAAAUAUUUUUUUAAAAAAUCCCGUAACAAAAAGAACAUAACAACAAAAGUUGAAUAAUUCUUUAGCGAACGCAGUAAAAUUAUUAUAGAAAAAUUUGUCAAUAUUUCAAUAAUAAUUUUUCUUUCUUCGCUAAGAAUUAAUUUACUUUUAUUCAUUCGUUAUCGUACCGUUCCACAUAUAAACAAAAUUUUCAAAUUUCUAAUUUCUUUUCUAUUUUUCACAGUUAUUUCAUUGCAUUCCGUCACGUAGCAAAAAGAAUUUUAACACAUGGAACGCAUUGAUAUACAAUUCUUCCAAACAAAAAAAAAGAAACUUUUUCACCUUGGAGAAUUUUUUGUACCCAUCGGGAUACCUCCAUGCGUAAUUUGUCCAUAAAGAAAAUAUAAUUAAAAAAAUAUAUAAGCAUGUAUAAUUAGAGAAUCGUAGAGUGUAAGAUGAAAAAAUGUAAGUGUAAAUGAAAAAAGAAACAAAUGAAUGAAAAAGAAAAAAUGGUGAAAAAUGAUUUUAAAAAAAUAACGCAAGUUUACAGAAAAAAGAAACUUGCGUCGUAAUAUAUACACAAUUAUUGUCAUAUAAUUAUUAAUCCUAAACGUACAAGAAAUACUCAUUAUGAUUUUAAAUUUAUUAGAUUAACCCUGCUGUUUCCUCAAAUAUUUUACGUUGCACCGAUUGCCUUCGGGUCAGUCACAUUUAAAGUGCGUCUCUAAUUAAUUUAAAAAUCUACCUACACCAUUGAAUCAUAAAACUGAAUAAUAACAGUAACAAAAUGUUCCAGUAAUUAAUAACUUAUGACAAAAUUUAAAUUCAGUUCUAAUUCUUUCUAUAUCUUUCCAUCUUUAUUUCCAUUUCAGUCUAUUUCUAAUUAAAAGCUAAUUUUCUUCGUCUACUUGACUAUAAUUUUUAAAUUUCUUCCCAAAAAUUUUAUUUUGCAUAGCAUUUUCAUUCUUUCUAAAAAAUUCUUACACUUCUUUCAUUUUGUCAAAUAUUUCACCUCGUAGGAAUUUUUUCAAAAAUAUUUCGCUUAAAAAUAGUGCAGAAAAAAUCUAUUUUUCAAAUUAAGCUACAGUAAAAUAUUUUUAAAAAAACUCGUCGAGUUCCAAUGUUUU